AGUCGGAGGGAAGACGGUGCCAACAACUGAUUCUAAAGGACCCAAAGCAGCUAAACAGUAGCUUCAAAAGAACCGGAAUGGAAUCUCAACCUUUCCUGAGUAUGAAAUUUGAAACAGAUUACUUUGUGAAGAUUGUCCCUUUUCCUUCCAUUAAAAAUGAAAGCAAUUACCACCCUUUCUUCUUCAGAACCCGUGCCUGUGACCUGUUGCUACAGCCGGACAACCUGGCCUGUAAGCCCUUCUGGAAGCCUCGGAACCUGAACAUCACUCAGCACGGUUUGGACAUGCAGGUGUCCUUCGAUCACGCGCCACACACCUUUGGCUUCCGUUUCUUCUAUCUUCACUAUAAGCUCAAGCACGAAGGGCCUUUCAAGAGAAAGACCUGUAAACAGGAGCAAAAUACAGAGACAACCAGCUGCCUCCUUCAAAAUGUUUCUCCUGGGGAUUAUAUAAUUGAGCUGGUGGAUGACACUAAUACAACAAGAAAAGUGAUGCAUUAUGUCUUAAAGCCAGCGCAUUCCCCGUGGGCGGGGCCCAUCAGGGCUGUUGCCAUCACUGUGCCACUGGUUGUCAUCUCGGCAUUUGCGACCCUCUUCACCGUGAUGUGCCGCAAGAAACAACAAGAUGAAGAGAGUUCUGAGUCCUCCUCGUACACCACGGUGCUCCCCAGGGAGAGGCUCCGGCCGAGGCCGAAGGUCUUCCUCUGCUAUUCCAGCAAAGAUGGCCAGAAUCACAUGAACGUUGUCCGGUGUUUUGCCUACUUCCUCCAGGACUUCUGUGGCUGUGAGGUGGCUCUGGACCUGUGGGAGGACUUCAGCCUCUGCAGAGAAGGGCAGAGAGAAUGGGUCAUCCAGAAGAUCCACGAGUCCCAAUUCAUCAUCGUGGUGUGUUCCAAAGGCAUGAAGUACUUUGUGGACAAGAAGAGCUACAAGCACAAGGGCAGUGGCCGGGGCUCGGGGAAAGGGGAGCUCUUCCUGGUGGCCAUGUCGGCCAUCGCUGAAAAGCUCCGCCAGGCCAAGCAGAGCUCCUCAGCCCAGCUCAGCAAGUUCAUCGCCGUUUACUUCGAUUAUUCCUGUGAGGGCGAUGUUCCCGGCAUCCUGGACCUGAGCACCAAGUACAAGCUCAUGGACAACCUUCCCCAGCUCUGUUCCCACCUGCACUCCCGAGACCACGGCCUCCCGGAGCCGGGGCAGUACCCCGGACAGGUGAGCAGAAGGAACUACUUUCGCAGCAAGUCCGGCCGGUCCCUUUAUGUCGCCAUAUGCAACAUGCACCAGUUUAUCGAUGAGGAGCCCGACUGGUUUGAGAAGCAGUUCGUCCCCCUCCGUCCUCCCCCCCUCCACUCCCGGGAGCCAGUGUUGGAGAAGUUUGACUCGGGCUUGGUGUUAAAUGAUGUCAUGUGCAAACCAGGGCCCGACGGCGAUUUCUGCCUCAAGGCUGAGGCUGCGGUCCCCGGGGUGCUGGCCGACUCGCCCUUGGAGGGCCCACACUUGGGCCUGGACCAAGAUGCGGAGGCGGGGCCCGGGCCGGGGGGCGGCUCGGUCCUGCGGCCACUGCUGCACCCCGGGAAAGCCGCCAGCCCCUCAGACAUGCCUCGAGACUCGGGCAUCUACGACUCGUCCGUGCCCUCCUCGGAGCUGUCCCUGCCCCUAAUGGAAGGACUCUCGGCAGAUCAGACAGAAACAUCUUCGCUGACAGAGAGCGUGUCGUCCUCCUCUGGCCUGGGUGAGGAGGAUCCUCCUGCCUUCCCUUCCAAGCUCCUCGCCUCUGGGGCGUGCAAAGCAGAACCUGGUUGCUGCAGCUACACUGGUGAACUCCACGUGGUUGCCCCUUUGUAACAAAAUGGAAGAAGAGUCUAAGCAUUGCCACUUUAGCUGCUGCCUCUCUCUGGUCCCCCAGCUCUUCUCUCUGGUUGCGCAGUCCACUUGGAGCUGAGGUCUCCGACAAGGAUAUUUGGAGUGAAAUUUGGGCCAGUACUUGCUCUCCUUGCCGCAUCCCUCUACCUGCUAUCUUGGCAAAGUCUCCAAUUUUCUAAAAUCAUAUGGAUAUCUCUGAAAGGCAUAUCCAUAAGGUCGGACAGCAGCUUGUCCUGUUAGGUCAGACCUUGGAUUAGAGCCAGUUCUGGGAGGUAGGGAGGAAACAUGCACAGAGAAACAGGAACAUACCUGCACUGAUCACUCAGAUUUUAUUUAUCUCUGCAAACUUUGCCUGUUUGCUGUUGGCUACUUUGAUGUGAAAUGCUUUGUGGGAGAAGCACUUUUAGUACCAUUCUAGCUACAGAAACCAAGUGCCAGUCUAUCUGGAAUCCAUGUUGUUACGGAUGAUGUUCUUGUCUGGUUUUGGUGUAGAAUUUACAGUGCUAUGGAUGUCAGAAAAGCUCCGAGUCAAAGGUCAAGAAGGGAACUGAGUAUAUGACCACCUUUCAUAAAAUGAGUCUUUACAUAUUAGGGGGCGCCGUGGCUGCCUGAGGUGGGGGCUGCGGGGUCAGGCUGACCAUCUUGACAGUUUUUUCUGACAUAGGUUGGUCAUCGUGCAGAAAGCACCAAAACUCAGAGCAUGGGACCGCCUCUCGGUCUGAGUAGGCAUCAUGUGGGGGCCAGAUCUGCCUGCCAAGUUUCCCUGGGUUCCAUUUACUGUGCAGUAUCUCAGAUGUUGCUGCCUGGAAGUUUAUUUUUAAAAGACGAAUACCCAACUGGGCUGUCUUACUGGAAGCUGGAGUUCAUGCUUCAGUGGGCUUCUGAUCUAAAGCUGUGUCCAGGAUAGUAGGGACCAGGACCGACUGAAAUAUGGCUGUGUUUGCAGGUGGCGGCCGCUUACUUUGCUGAACUGCUUUCGACUAAUGAUAAGCCUCAUUUUAAGAAGGUGAGAAGGAGGGAACUGUCACAAAGAUGAGUGUGCUCUUCUAAUAGCAUCUGAAGAAGACAGGAGACCUGAAGUCAUUGAAUUCUUGAAUCUUAAAGUACUCCCCGCCCCCACCCUACCCCCCAACAACCCAGCCUGUGAAUCAUGUUUCACUGUGUGUUUCUGUUGUACUUACCCAGUGAAAGAUUUGUCUCUUGUGCUCUCUCCUACCAAAAAUAGCUAUUAAGAGCUUAGGGAGAAAGAAUUUGCUUUAAGAAGGAAAAGUAAAUGUUUUGUUUCUGUGAAUGAUGUUUCUACAGAAUUUCUGUUUCCAAAAGGGAAAACAGUUGUUCAAAUCCUGUUGGUCUAUUAGGUGUGUGGGUAAUGAUGCCUUGGUCUUCCCUGUGGAAACCCUUCUCCCCAUGUCCUUGAGGGGUUGUGAGCAUCCUUCUCCACCUUUUUCAUGGGUGCUAUUGGAUUUGGGCACCCUGCUUUUACUCAGCACUCACACAGGGGACCCCGGGUUUUAUUCCUUUAGCAGAUAGGACCAAUAUCAAGGGAGAUACUGAGGAACAUCUCAAGGAGGGGUGGGAGGUGGAACGGGGCAUGACUUUUCCAUCUAAGCACAUGCUUGGCAGGUGGGGAAGGGAAGAUUUGCAGCCUUGCUGGAAAGAAGAGAUGUGUGUGUAUUUUUGAUGCAAAUGCCACACUCCAUGUUCUGGAAAGGCAGCUGACGGCUUCUUGGGAGAAGAACGUGCUUGUCUGUUCUCCGGCAUCGAGUUUCCUGCAGCUGCUCUGAAGGGGAGACAAGUGAGCUGCAGAACUGUCUCCCCCAUGAAACCAGGCAUCUUGUUGGAGAAGAGAUGUUCCAUGUCACUGUGGAAUCUGGGACACGUGCAGAGCUUCUGCCCCCACGUGACUGUCCUGCCAUUCUGCCUUCAGGAUAAGUUCUGCAAUGGAGAUUGGUCAGUCCAAAUUACUGACAUGAAAAUUCAUUUGGAACAUUAUCGGAGAGAUUGAGGCCAAGAAAUGGUGCAUGCUCCAAAGGAACCACUAGGAGCUACUUUUAGGAUAUUCAGCUUUGCACAUAAAAUGAGGCAUCUGUGAGAAAGCGAGCCCCGGCAUAGCAUGGAGGACUGGGGGGUGGGGGGAGCAUUGGCUGAGCUCCACGAGCGUGAGCAGAGAGCUUGCUAAAUGAACUUACUUCAUAUGAAAAUGCAAGGGGAAAAAUGUGGUAGACCAAAAAUCAGGUAAAGUUUUAGUUUGGAUUUAGGGUUUGGAUACCUGUUUUUAAGUACUAAUGUUUCUUAUGUUCAACACAAUCAGAAUCUAACAUUCCAAGUAGCAAAACCAUAGUAUGAAUGCCUAAGUCAGACUAAGUUGAGAUGUCCCAACUUGGUGGUUUUGCCUUAUUAGUUUCUCUUCUUCUUCUUCUUUUUAAACCCUCUCCAUCUCGUGCUGGGAAUGAGAACAGUUGCCUUGCAGAUUAAGGCAAAACAUCUGUUUUAAGCAGAGCUGCAUUCUUUGACUGACAUUGUCCCAGAUAAGGGAAAUGAUAAGACAGAAUUCAGAUAAAAGUUCUGCCAAAUCACAGGCUUUUAGAAAUUGGGGCUACAAGAAUUAGAAUAUAGGGAUGGUCUCCAUGAAAAGCCGUGAUCCUGAGAACAAGAGGAUUGUGUGGCUAAGAUAGCCGGUGUCCUCUGAGCAGGAGACCGGAGGUAGGUGCAAGGAACCAGGUAAGCAAGUCUUGAAAGGGAGUUGAAGGUAGGGAGCUAGUCAUUCCUCUUAACUCACCAGUACCCUACAGAAAGGACUUAGCAUCGGACAUAGUUAGCUUUGCAAGAGGGGGAGGGAUCAGGGAGCUGGAAGCCCAGGUAAGUAAAGGUGUGCUUUUCUACCAGAGGUUGGCUCCAGGCAACAAGAACCACCUGGACAGACCCAGCCCAGCCACACAAUGGGGGCAGAAUGUCCUCCAGAGGGCCAAAUCCUGGGCCUUGAGGCACAUUGGUCUCCAGAAAGAAUCGGAAGUUAUUGAGGUCCAGGCCCAGGGUUGGGUGACCAGCUAGGUAAUAGCAUUUUGAGCCAAAAAUGAGAUGGGGCCUUAAAGUCAUGAGACAGGCUUUGGCUGACACAUUAGUAAUAACUGAAGACAGUCCCAGAGCACAAGUUCAAAAAAUGUCUUUAGCAGCUAUGACAUCAUUGGAAUCAAUGUGUAGUAAUUUAAGUUCAUGUAUGUUUGUGUAUCAGAGUUCAGUCUUGCUACUUCAUUGCUGCUAAUGUCUUUUUCUUUCUUUCUUUUUAAACCAACCCCUCAUCUCAGGUUCCCUGACUUAAGCACAGAUAAACAGGAAGACUGUCCCUCCAAAAAUGUGGAGUUACAUGAUUUUCAGAACUUGCCCUUUUUUCAGAAUUGAGCAACUUUUAAAAGAAACAAAGGAAGAAAAAAGCUAAGAAAUGAUACACCCUCCUCUUAAAGAAAACCCCAUGAUCCCCAAUAGCCUCAGCACUAAUUUGGCUCUUUUAGGGGAGAAUUAUUCUUUGUGUCCUUAUUGGAGAGAGGUGGACAAUACCAAUGUGAAGGUUAUUAGCCUUUUCUGUUUUCUGUUGUUUGUGAAGACUGCUGUUCUUAGAGCAGAUGUCUGUAGGGGGUACCAGUGCAACAGGCCAGGAGUAAUGAUAAAUAAGGUGUGAUAAAUGGCAACCACCUGCCUUCUCAGUGUCCGAGAGACCAUAGGGCCUGGUGGUGACUGUGGCAAACUGAAGUGCUUCCUGUCCCACCUGUAGGAAGGCAGCUCUUCCAGUCAGUUGUGGACAUGUAGUGUUUACUGAUUUUUCCAUUUUUCAAGAGAAGCUGAGAAUAUGGAUUUUUUU
Molecule: messenger RNA, 5712 nt
Organism: Leptonychotes weddellii (Weddell seal)
Lineage: Eukaryota; Metazoa; Chordata; Mammalia; Carnivora; Phocidae
Source: RefSeq, a predicted model, not a curated record